Diatraea saccharalis (sugarcane borer) is the source of this 579-nucleotide messenger RNA. The record is from the annotation of a GenBank genome assembly. NCBI's taxonomy places the organism in Eukaryota, Metazoa, Arthropoda, Insecta, Lepidoptera, Crambidae.
AUGAGCGGAAAUUUCCUCACGAUACCAGGCGAUGAUCCCAUUCAGAGACGAUCACGGAGUUCGUCACUAACAGAUCUCAUAUCGGCAUUCGAUACAAAGGCACAAAAUCACAGCGAACUGCAAAAAGUCACAGCAUUCAGCGGGAGCUUUGACAAAAAUCGCAAACCCACAUUCUCAAAAGAUGAAUAUGGAAAACCUAUUCCCGGUUCGAUGACGGAAUACAGAGGGGCAGAAGCUCAAGCCCGGGUAUGUACAGAGAUGAAGGAACUCUGUGAGAUCAUCAACGAAUAUGGUAAACCACCAUGCAAGAGCUUACUGCCGCCAGAAUUGAAAGAUGCCACCAAAGUAAUAUCAUUUGGAGAAUUAUUCACGAUUUACACGGUGAUUUCUGACAAAUUAGUUGGAAUACUGUUGCGGUCUAGAAAACAUCAGCUAACAUACUUCGAGGGAGAAGUUCUAUUUCAGAAACGUGAUGACGAUGUACCCAUAUUUCUAAUGCAGCCAAUCGAUGAUAUUAGAACUUAUUGCAACAACAGAGCACUACAAGCGAGAAGAUCUGUAUCACCGAUGCCAAACUAG